UUUCCCACCUCCACGCUGUGCGUCAGGUGCUGCUGGGUUAUCCCCUCCUGCCCCGUUGUUUUGGGCCUUGCGCAGGCGCACUAAGGAUAUAUCUUCCCCUAGUUAUCUUGCCGUCCCCCCCAAGUUGUCGGAUUUUUGAGGAGUUUGUAGGGGGGUCGUAACCACCGGCAUCAUUAUGGGAAGGAAGUCGAGUAAAGGCAAGGAGAAGAAACAGAAACGACUGGAGGAGCGGGCAGCUAUGGACGCUGUCUUUGCCAAGGUGGAAGCUGCAAACAAACUGGUUGACCCCUUGGAAGCUUUCCCUGUGUUCAAGAAAUAUGACAGGAAUGGGUUAAAUGUCUCCAUCGAAUGUAAACGAGUAUCCAGCUUGGACCCAGCCACACUUGACUGGGCUUUUGAACUAACCAAGACAAAUAUGCAGACACUGUACGAGCAGAGCGAGUGGGGUUGGAAAGACCGGGAGAAACGGGAUGAGUUGACAGAUGACCGAGCAUGGUAUCUCAUUGCUCUGGAAGACGGCUCGGUCCCCGUGGCUUUCUCACACUUCCGCUUCGAUGUAGAUUGUGGAGAGGAGGUUCUCUAUUGCUAUGAAGUGCAGCUGGAAAGCAAAGUGAGAAGGAAAGGUCUGGGCAAAUUUCUCAUACAGAUACUGCAGCUCGUGGCAAACAGCACACAAAUGAAGAAAGUCAUGUUAACAGUAUUUAAACACAAUCAUGGGGCGUAUCAGUUCUUCAGAGAAGCUUUACAGUUUGAAAUGGAUGAUAGCUCACCCAGCAUGUCUGGAUGCUGCGGAGAUGACUGCUCCUAUGAAAUCCUCAGCCGAAGAACAAAAUUGGGAGAGAGCCAACACACUCACUCGGGCAGUCACUGUGGAGGCUGUUGCCAUUGAGAUUCUCCUCUGUUCACCGUCUCCCAAAGAACCCAGUUCUCAAGAUAAACUUGCCUUUCUCUUUGGUUCCCCCCCACACACACACACCUGAUCCUGCCACUCGCAUCUUUUGCUCCCCACCCCCCCUGAGCCAUAACAAAGGACUCUUGCAUUCUGAAUCCCAGGAUGAAAAGAUCUUCCUCCGUUCUGGAGGGUCUGGAAACUAAACUCAUGCCUAACUCUCAGGCCUAGCCCCCGAUCUUGUGUGUGGUCUGGACCUGGAAGUUCAUAUUUCUGCAGUGAAGAAAUAGUUACCACUUAAACGAGUAAGCAUUGGGGACGAUUCAGUCUCCAAGCUUAAAGGGGUUGAGGAAGAAUGGACUUUUCGUGAGUUCUGCAAAUCCAUUUCUGCAGUAGAAGGGCCAAAUAUGUGAACUUCCUUCACUUUGCGUUGACCGUGCACCUCUCUUCCUUGACCAUAGUGAAGUGUGGCUGCUGUUUUCUGUAGGCCUGUAAUAUGUAGUAAAUUGACUGUGGCUGUUUUUAGGAGAACAUCAGGGGUAACUGUAUCUAUUUUUCGCUCUGUUGAUUUGACACCAGUUCUAGAAAAAGGGUGCUUUGUAGAGGUCUAGAGACAGAUCUUAUUUACUGCUCUGCAUCCAGAAAUCUGUUCAUCUAGCCAUUUCCCUAGGUACAUUGGAAAAGUAUCGAGCCAUGUGGAUCUCUCAGACAACUUCCCUUUCGUCCUUAAAUCUUGAUUCAUAGUUUGAUUCACCUCGAGAAGGUCCUCUAUCACCAAGGUGCAUAGACAGCUCUGCAUAUAACCAAUCCAGAGCAAAAAGGGUAGGGAUACGUCAGAGUUUGACUUCGUGGUGUCUGGAAGCCCUGCUCGAAGGACUGCUAUGAAACCAUAUGUGGUGAACAGCUUGCUUUGGUUAAGAUUCUUGCGUUCACUUUAAAGGGGGAACAGCAUUUAUGAAUUGCGUAUCUUGAGGAGCGAAACGGUUUGUUUUAAAGUCUCCCCCAAAGUCUCCGAUGAACCCGUGCCUCGCUUAAUGCUAUUUCAUGGCCUCAUCCCUAGGCAAGGCAGUCCCUGCCCUUGGUUAAUCCCUUGAGCUGCCGCUCUUCAUUCCCUGUGUAGGAACUUUGCUCCUCUUGCUAACGGGGUUCCUUUAAGAUCCGCCCCUGGGACAAGUCCUUCGUCUUCUGAGCGUCCCUGAUGGGAUGAACAUGGCUUCCUAACAGAAGCACGUUCUGUUGGCUGACUGCCAAGUAACUGCCGCUGGCAUUCUUUUCUCAGCCCAAUAGUUUGCGGGGGGGGGGUUGUGUGUGUGUGUUGUAACAUGCCCCCCCCCCACACACACAAACACAAGCUGUCCAGGUUGCAUUUUUGGAUAGCAGCCCCGUAUGUAACACUGAAGCUGCAACCUCAGGGCUCCACUUCCACCUCAGGGUGCGUUUCAUUGCCUUUGCCGUUCGUGCUGAAGGAAGCGGGGAAUGGAUUCUCCUACCCUGAUCUCUUUGCAACAUUUUUCUGGGUGGCCUUAAAAAUGUUAGCCUACACACCCACCCAAUGGUGCACUUUUUUUUUUUUUAAACCUGUGUUUUAUUUCGUAUGUUUGAAUCAUGCCCUUGUGGGUGAGUUGCAUCUUGAGAAGUGGAAGGAAGGUGACUAUAGUUUUCUUCCUGCAAUUGGGAUCCCGCAAUUUCAGACCUGUAAUGGACGUCUAGGCUAGGGAGUAGUCUGUUGUUUUUUAUGGAUGGCUUUUAGCAGGGGCAGCGAUACCAGGAAUGGCCAGCUUUUGUGAACCCUAGAAAAAUGAAGAUAGUGGCAGGUUCUGACCUGCUUGCAGGCCAGAUAUUUUCUCUCCCCGCCCUCCAUUUACAGAAUAAAGUUUACCUCCAGAAGUUUGUUGAGAAGUAGGGUGCCUGAAUAAUGGGGAACAGGGCCAGGGAGAACUUCACACCAUUCCUUACCUUCCAAGUUCCUCUCAGGAAAGGAGAACCUGGCUUGCUUUCAGCUGUCAGCGUUGGCCUCUGAGCCAAGGCUUUGGGACUGAUGCUGGCUUGCUGAAAGCCAGGCACGUGAGAUUCGUAGGUUGCUUUCGGUCCGGAGGGCAUCCGUUUCCUUGAGAGAGAGAGAAUGCUGCCCCAGAGGACUCCAAAUUAACAUUGAGGCCUCUGGGGCAGCCCUUUGUGUCUUAAGGGAAGAAGUUCAGCAUGGCUCUACUAGCCCCUGAUCCAGAUUGCAAAGGCAAGGCCUUGUACCGUGUCUUUUCUUUUGGGGAAACGGGGCACUAUCCAGCACAGUGGAAAAGGCUUUUACCUUACCCACAUCGGUGCACGUGUCUUGAGUGCGCUCACUUCUUCAAGUAUGGUCACAGAUUCAAGGUUCAACCCCCCCCCCAAUUCUUUCAGCGGGGGGGCGUGGGUGUCUUGGGUGUUCUGUUGGCAUGUGCAGGAGCACCCCUGCUUUUGCCCAAGUUAGGGCAGUAAGAAAUCUGCAGCUGAGCCCUGCCUCUCACCGUUAGUUCAGUCUGCACCAACCUGAGCUGGCUCAGACAGAGCUGAAGGGGAGUCAUUUGCUUGUGGUGGGGGCUGCUUUCAAAGGCGAUGUGUUUCCUAGAACCAGAGCCCUCUGUCAAUCCAGACCUCGCUUAGCAACCCAAAAAAGAUUGUAAAAAUUGUGGAGCCGGAGCCCUCUGUCAAUCUAGACCCCCGAAAAUGAAUCCUUUCCUAGCUAUUAAGUUCCCAUUCGUUUUCUCUGCCAUUCCUACGGGACCCUCUGGUUUGCCUGAAGCCAGUAUGAACUGCCUGCCUUUAUUAGGUUAUUUCAAUGCUUAAACAGGGUUUUUUUUAAAGGGGGAAGGCUUCUAAAACCAUUUUAAAAACACACACUUAAAAUAAUUAUUCUUUCUUGAUUUUGCUUGUUUGAAAUACUGAGGACAGUUUUCAAAGCUUCCGAACCUGACAUUUUUUGGCUAAAUGAGGAGCUUGCUAAAUAGGUUGUCCCUUGUCCCAUAAUAUCCUGAUUUAGCAGUUAUAUCAAUCUUUGGGCUUCCGGUCCACCUCAGUCCCCACCAAUAAACAUCAAGAGAAGACUGACGGAUAAGAUUAAGUUGUAUUUCUAUAAUUUCUCUGUUCACCCCUUCCCCCAACAAAAUUGGGCAUGUUUAGUACUUUUUUAUUUUUAAGUUGUAAUAAUUCUAUAUUGUAUACUUUUUGUGUGUCUGGUAUAUUUUUCAUUCUUCCUCCACUUCUCUCUUCAGUUUUUAGAAGAAAUUUGAAGAUAAUUUCUUAGCAAAUAUUUUCACAGGAAUCAAAGGGAAAAAGUGGACUGUCUUUUUUAUUUGUAUGUUAAUAAACAUUUUGUUCGGUCUUUA
Molecule: messenger RNA, 4251 nt
Organism: Eublepharis macularius
Lineage: Eukaryota; Metazoa; Chordata; Lepidosauria; Squamata; Eublepharidae
Gene: NAA40
Product: N-alpha-acetyltransferase 40, NatD catalytic subunit
Exons: 8
Coding region: 176-889 (237 amino acids)
Cellular component (GO): nucleus
Molecular function (GO): protein N-terminal-serine acetyltransferase activity; histone H4 acetyltransferase activity; histone H2A acetyltransferase activity
Source: RefSeq, a predicted model, not a curated record